GCUUGGAGAGUGCAUACAUGGCUUGUGUGACAGCAACAGCACACAGAAGCAGCAAUGAAAUGCAGUUAGCAAUACAGCUGGGAGACAGGCAGCAAGGCAGGCACUGGUCCAGUGACUAAAAUGAUCCUACCGUGAGCCAGCCUGCAGUGCCUCCAAAAGUGGCUGACUACUACACAGGAGCUCAGCUUUCUUUGCAAUUACUCCAGUUCCCCCCGGGUGACUGCAGUGUGUGCUCUGAUUUGGUUUUGUUUGCAUUUUUUGUUUCUUCCCCCCCCACCACCCGUCUCCCUCUCUCUCCUCCUGUGUCCUUCUCUCCAGGAUGGCGGAAGCCGAGUUGCACAAGGAAAGGCUCCAAGCCAUAGCAGAGAAAAGGAAAAGGCAGACAGAAAUAGAAGGCAAGAGACAACAGCUUGAGGACCAGAUACUUCAGCUGCAGCAUUUCAAGUCAAAAGCUCUUCGGGAAAAAUGGCUGCUACAGGGAAUUCCUGCUGGCUCUGCAGAAGAGGAAGAAGCCAGAAGGAGACAGUCAGAAGAGGAUGAACUGAAGGUGAAAAAGCUGGAAGAAAACAUACACAGGCUGGAACAAGAAAUACAGAAAUUAGAAAGUGAGGAAUCCCAAAUAUCUGCCAAAGAACAAAUCAUUUUGGAGAAACUGAAGGAGACUGAGAAAUCCUUCGACAACUUGCAAAAGAAUUUCUCACACCAGGAUGGUGAUGCAGUAAAUUACAUUUACUCCCAGAUCCCUGAACUCCCAACCCUCUAUUCACGAACAGCAGAGCCAGUUCCUGGGUGGGACGGAGCAAGCAGAGUAGCUGCUUUGUGCACCAUGGAAAUUAAUGUGGAGAAAGACAAACAGACAGGAGAGACCAAGAUUGUCUCUGCUUCACCUGUUGGCCCAGAUGAGGCCCAUCAAAGAGGAUUCAAAGUCUAUGAUGAUGGUACCAAGGUAGUCUAUGAGGUUCACUCUGGUGGCACAGUGGUAGAAAAUGGAGUACAUAAAUUAAGCUCAAAGGACGUAGAUGAACUUAUGCAAAAAGCUGGACAAUCAAGUGUAAAAGGAGGGUAUGAAACAAUGACUGUGUCAGACAGAAAUGCGGUAGCCGAUGGAAACCUUAGCCAUAUGAAGGAGCAAAUGCUCUUCAAGGAGGCAAAGCUGGAAAUGGUACACAAACCCAGCAAAGGGCAUGCUGUGAACCCUCAGCCCCAAGACAGACCCUGCAGUGGCGAAGCCCCAGAGGCCAGCACAGAUCAGCCAGUGACAAUGAUAUUUAUGGGCUACCAGAACAUUGAUGACGAAGAGGAGACAAAGAAAGUGCUGGGCUAUGACGAGACCAUCAAGGCAGAGCUGGUCCUGAUCGAUGAAGAUGAUGAGAAGUCGUUGCGGGAGAAGACAGUGACGGACGUCUCCACCAUGGAUGGGAAUGCUGCUGAGCUGGUCUCUGGCAGGCCACUGUCAGACACGACAGAGCCCUCCUCUCCCGAGGGGAAGGAAGAGAGCCUGCCCUUGGAAGCUGCCCCAGGUACACAAAAGAAAAAGCGCUGUCAAUGCUGUAUUGUCAUGUGA
Messenger RNA from Haliaeetus leucocephalus (bald eagle), 1564 nucleotides. RefSeq names its product paralemmin 2 (gene PALM2). Gene Ontology annotation, cellular component: membrane. The transcript has 7 exons. Gene Ontology annotation, biological process: regulation of cell shape. Lineage: Eukaryota; Metazoa; Chordata; Aves; Accipitriformes; Accipitridae. The record is from RefSeq and is a predicted model, not a curated record. Bases 320 to 1564 code for a protein of 414 amino acids.